Messenger RNA from Humulus lupulus (European hop), 2301 nucleotides. Its product is annotated as transcription factor TGA2.2. The transcript is spliced from 11 exons. NCBI's taxonomy places the organism in Eukaryota, Viridiplantae, Streptophyta, Magnoliopsida, Rosales, Cannabaceae. Gene Ontology annotation, molecular function: DNA-binding transcription factor activity; sequence-specific DNA binding. The record is from RefSeq and is a predicted model, not a curated record. Gene Ontology annotation, biological process: DNA-templated transcription; regulation of DNA-templated transcription. The coding region runs from base 461 to 1915 and encodes 484 amino acids.
CAUAGUGAAAAAAAUGACCAAAAGGGUUCAUUGGAGCAAACAUUAUCCAGGUGGUGGUGAUAGUAAUCUAUAUCCAUAUAUAUAUAAAUGAGUGAAAAGAACGCAGGAGGGUAAGAGAGUGGGGAGAUGAGAAAGAAGUAUGUGGGGGUAUUGGGAAACUAAAAUCCCAAGUCAGAAAGCAAUAAUAAAAAAGCCUGUUCUUUUCCUUAAAUUAUUUUAAUAUACUAAAGGAGCCGUACUGAUACGCUAUCCUGUUCUUAAAGAUACAUCAAGAUUUUCUUCACUUCAAUGCUCUUUCUCUCUAUCUCUCUUCUGAUUGCUCUUUCUUCCUCCUCCUCCGAAGAGCUGUAUUAUUACUUCAUUAGCUCAUACAUGUAAUCCAAACCCAUCUCUUUGUUUUUUUGCUAUAAGUUUCAGAGAGAAUAGCUACUACUAAAUUUAGUAGUUAUAGUAAUUAAAAAUGCAAAGCUUUCGAGCAGCUCCAUCAAACCCUCAAUUGUACACUCACUCUUCCUUCUAUUUCAGGGGAGAUGAGUGUAGCCGAAACCAAACACGGUUCUCGGAUCUUGGGGAGCUUGAACACUCCGCAGCCGCUUUUCCUCACGAUGAUGCUGUUGAUUUAAGCCCAAGCUCCAUCUUCAGUUUAAAAUCAAACAACAUCGCUGUUUUACCUAAUAACUUACACCUCGGGGCUUUCAACCCGAGUGCAGUGUGUUUGGACAUAGCUCCAACGACAACAGAGACGAGCUGCGUCGACACAGGGCAAGGCCAAGGGUUGCAACAGCAACAGCAACAGUUGGUGUACCAUCAUCAUCAUCUGCAGCAGCGGCAGCAGCAGCAGAAGCCGACGAAGGUCGUCGUUUCACCUUUGGGAAGCGGACACUUUGAGAAUUGGGGUGAUUCAGCCAUGGCAGACAAUAGCCAGCAGACUGACACUUCUACAGAUGUUGACACCGAUGAUAAAAACCAUUUUCAAGGAAUGCAGCAUGCCUCACUUGUAGUCGUGGAUUCCAUGGAGGACCAGUCAGCCAAGGUCAUAACUGGUGACCAAAAGACACUGCGCAGGCUGGCUCAGAAUCGAGAGGCAGCAAGGAAGAGUCGACUUAGGAAGAAAGCAUAUGUCCAGCAAUUGGAGAGUAGUCGACUUAGGCUUUCACAACUAGAGCAAGAGCUUCAACGAGCACGUCAACAGGGUAUGUUUAUUGCUUCUGGAUUUUCAGGGGAUCAUAAUCAGUUGAUGGCAGGAAAUGGGGCGCUUGCAUUUGACCUGGACUAUGCACGCUGGCUUGAUGAACAACAACGGUUAAUAAAUGAUCUAAGAUCGGCUGUAAAUUCCCACAUGGGCGACAAUGAGUUACGUGUUCUUGUUGAUGGAGUGAUGGCGCACUACGAUGAAAUAUUCAGGCUGAAGAGCAUUGGUGCCAAGGCUGAUGUCUUCCACAUGCUCUCUGGCAUGUGGAAGACCCCCGCCGAGAGGUGUUUUAUGUGGUUGGGCGGGUUCAGAUCAUCAGAAGUUCUCAAGAUACUAGGGAACCACCUCGAACCUUUGACAGAUCAACAGUUGUUGGGCAUAUGUAACCUACAGCAAUCUUCUCAACAGGCUGAGGACGCCUUGUCACAAGGCAUGGAAGCUCUGCAGCAAUCUCUUGUGGAAACGCUUUCCUCAGCCACGCUAGGGCCCGCUGGAUCAGGAAAUGUUGCUGAUUACAUGGGUCAAAUGGCUAUCGCAAUGGGCAAGCUGGCUACUCUAGAGAACUUCCUUUACCAAGCUGAUCUUUUGAGGCAGCAAACUCUACAACAAAUGCAUCGAAUUCUGACCACUCGCCAAGCUGCUCGUGCUCUACUCGUCAUAAAUGAUUACUUUUCUCGCCUUAGAGCACUCAGUUCGCUAUGGUUGGCGCGCCCCAGGGAGUGAUAUACCUCAUUCUCAAUUUAACUGUCAUGUAACUUAACAUCUUAAUUAAUUAAGCAGCGAUAUUCCCAUACGUUAGGAAGAAGAAUUUAACAGUUCUGGGAAGAAAGGCAAAUAUAGCAAAGCCCUUUAGGUUGGCAUAGUGAAUAUGAUGAUAUGUAUAUGGCUUCCUAGAACAUAACCCGGUGGGCCCAAUGGUGACUAAUGGUAAAAUUAGUAGGGAUACUUCUUUCUUUUCCUAGCUCUUGGGGCAAGGACCGAUUCAUGUAUAACCCAUUUUCCCCUUAUAUGGAGGUAGCCUAUACCAACUUUUAUUUUACAAGGAAUGUGUUAAAAAUGAUUAGUAGUUGUUUAAACAAGCAUUAAAAAUGUAAUGUGCCAUGUUAUGC